GUAAAAUUGGAGGUGCAUCUGUAUGUUCGAUUGAAGUUACAUUUUAUUGAGAGAAUAUAAUUUUACUUGACUUCAAAGCCAUAUCUAGUAAAAUACCUUGUUACAAAUUAUCACAGUCACUUGUACUAACGUUUUAACCGCCCAACCAAAAAUCAACGAUCGCCAGAAGACAAGGCAGUUUUUCAGGAAAGGCAGCGAAAAGUCUGCAGAUGGCAAUGGAUUCUAGCAAGCAAUACCAUUAUUAUUUUGCAUAUGGUUCAAACAUGAAUCCUGGAAGAAUGAAAGACAGAGGUGUUUCAUUUGUAACCAGAGAGUUAGCAAGACUACCAGGAUACACACUAGCAUUCAAUAAAAAGGUGAAAUUAAAUGGAACAGCAGCAGCAAAUAUUUUGGUUGAUGAAAAUUCAACAGUUUAUGGAGCACUGUAUGCUUGCGACACUGAACAUGUGUUCCAUCAACUUGAUAAAUAUGAGGGAGUGAAAAUGAAUCAUUAUUACAGAGAACAGAAAACAGUUUUUCUUGAAAGUGGGAAAGCCAUUACUGCUGUUGUUUAUAUUGCAAACAAGGAGAAAUGUGAGAAUGGCUUGCUAAUCCAUCCUUCUUACUUAGACCAUUUGCUUUGUGGUCAAGAUCUUUUGCCUGAAAAAUACUUCAAUUUUCUUAAGACUUUCAAAGAAAGGUGUUGUGAAGAUGAUGCAAUUUACUACCUAUCUUAUGGUGCAGAUGUUGAUUGUAAGAAAAUUGCAGAGAAAGGUAUCUCCUUUGGCAAGAGAGAGCUAGGUAUUUUACAUGAUUAUCAAAUUGAAUUUAAUAAGCUGAAGAAUAAUGGAAUGCUGGCACCAAAUUUAGUUCAAUCAAAAUCUUCUGUUGUCUAUGGUGUGCUGUAUUCUUUCCAUGACAAUAAGCCAUUUGAAGAUCUUGAUAAAGCCAAUGGUGUUAGAAAAGGGCACUACCACAGAUCAACAGUUCCAGUUCAAAAGGAGAAUGGAGUAACUAUUCAUGCCCAAACCUAUUUUGCUGGUGACUCUUUUAUAUGCAAUGAGCCUAAACAAGUUGAUCUAGAUACUUUUGAUCAUCUUAUUGCUAGUAAAGACAUUGUGCCUGUGCCUUACUUAGAGUCUCUGAUUAAGAGCAGAGCAGAAACAUCUCACAUGGAUAGACUUUUGGAAAAGCUAAAUUGUCCGUAAAAAGAGGAAUUUAGGGACAGUAGAUUUGAACAUUAUUUCUUAUAUUUUUGUAUAUAAAAAUGUUAGUACCACUUUAAGGUCCUUGCGUAACCGGAAUGCUUAGCAGCAGUUGCCUUGAGAAAUUGACUCUGUUUUGUAUUUUCAUGCAAUACCAUAUUAGGCUGGUGUUUUGAAUUAAGUCACAAAGCGUGCCCAUUGCACAAGAGCCUUGAAAGUAAAUUUUUGAAUAGAUUAGCUUACAAUCAUUCAUAAUGUACCAUCCAAAUUCCCUGGUUUGUUUUCUUUCAUUUUUCUGCAGACCCUUCCCCAAAUUUACUGCAUGUUUGUUUUAUAUUCAACUUUAGUUGUUCACAUAAUGUUAGCAAGAACUUUGGCUCUUGAGAAAUAUAGCAUCAUAAAAACUAUUCAUCUUUAAAAAUGAUCAAAUAAAGGGUUUUAUGGAUAUGGUUUUAAAAUACCAUUCACUAUGACUUAAGUAGUUAUAUCUGCAUUACUGCAUAAUUCAUAAUAGCCUCAAAAUCAAAGGUUUCAGGCAGACAUCAGAUGCAUUUUAUGUAUUUAUCAAAACAAAGCACAUACAUUUUUAAGCCUUUGAAGACACAACCCCCUUGUUUGUUUUUCUUUGCUAUUGUACGAGGUAACUCCUCCUCCUCCUUGUCAAGGACACACAAAACUUUCCCACAAUCUUGUAUCUGCAUUUUAUAAAUUAUUAAAUUAUGCAUCAGUCUUCCAUUUUCAAAUAUUUCUGCAUCUAUAUUUCCUUCUGCAUAAUCACUUUUUACUAGGUUUUUCAUGUAGAAAUAUGACAAUAAAAUGUUCUGUGUGUUUUUCUUUGGCUUUUAGAUCUCAUAACAAUGAUUCAACUAACAAUACAUCAACUACAACUAUGUAACAUAAUUGUCUGUGUUGAAGAACUUGGUUUUAUGUAAAAGAAAACACCAUUGAAAGUUCAAGAUGUUCUACUGGCCCUCCUUCUCCUCUUGAUAUUUGUAAUGCAGUUCAGUCACAUCUGUUUGAGAAACCUUGAUCCAACCAGUUUCUUUCAUGUGGUACAAAUUAACCACUCCUCCUGAAUAUGCAUCCCUAUGUGUGGCAUGGUAAAUUGAUCUCUUACCUAAGUCAUAGGCUUCCUCCUCUGAUAAGUCAUAUCGAUAGCCACUGUCCAUUACUCCAUAUGCAUAUGGUGAUCCUGAGCCUACAGAGAACAUGCUUCCUGAAUAACGGUCCCCAUCACUGUCUACAUAAUACAGCCCAGGCCCUCUUUUAUCCCAGCCACAAAUCAUGGUACCCAUGCUAAGGCCCAUUCCUUUGUAUUGAUAUACUAGAUUUGCCAAAAGCUUGGAUGCAGCUGCAACUGAGAUCCUCUCUUUAUUUCUCAAUUCAUACAUCCUGCAUUCCAUUGCCAACACACGUUCCCAGAACGAGCAGUCUGCAGCCCCACCAGCCAUUGUGCCUAGUAAAUAUGGGUUUAUUUCGAUCACCUUUUUCACCGUUUGUGAGGCUAUGUAUGAACCUGCUGUUGCCCUUGAAUCUACUGCAACUAUUACUCCAUGCUGAAAUUUGAAAGCAAGCGUUG
Molecule: messenger RNA, 2763 nt
Organism: Rhopilema esculentum
Lineage: Eukaryota; Metazoa; Cnidaria; Scyphozoa; Rhizostomeae; Rhizostomatidae
Molecular function (GO): gamma-glutamylcyclotransferase activity
Source: RefSeq, a predicted model, not a curated record